AUGGUGUCUGAUGCUUCGAUGGAGAGCCACACUGUUCAGCUCGUGCCUGAAGGUCGAACCAAGCAAUUCCAGCGCGUCUGGGUAUUCCAGGUGCUCCCCACGCUGCCAGUUAGCGCGUGUGGGACUCGACGCAGCGGCGUCGCUUUCCGUUAUCCAUUCCCUCCUCCAGUGCUUCAGGCUUUGAUUUGCGCUGCCUUCUGGAGCGGACUCUUUAUGACGGGGGUCAAUGCAAACGGGGGUCAGUCAGAGCGCCAGAUCUUGCUUUUCGCCUCGCGGGGCAAUUUUGGGAAAGCGAGCUGUACCAGCCAGCAGCCGGCCUUCGGGCGGUCGUCAAGAGCGCUGCCGAUGCCAGCGCGGCUGCGGGGUAGGGAGGAGGACAAUCUGUCCUUCCAUACUCCUAUCCUUGCCAUCUAG
Messenger RNA from Prorocentrum cordatum, 414 nucleotides. NCBI's taxonomy places the organism in Eukaryota, Dinophyceae, Prorocentrales, Prorocentraceae. The record is from the annotation of a GenBank genome assembly.